AUGGCUUCUGAAGCAGGUGACGUCGUACCAUCGACGCCCAUAUCGGGUGCUAUUCCAGCUCCGCAACCAUCCGUAGCCUCCAUCGUGCAGCCUCCAGCGGCUCCAACGGACGCAGCAUCGCGUUUCAGAGGCGCAUCAGUGGAAGACCUUCAACUUUCGCCAGCCGUUUGCGUAGAUCUUCGAACGCCUUUGGGAUCCGCACUUCGCAUCGCUCACGAUCACGAUUAUUCUCAACUUCCGGUGAUGGAUGGACGUAAACCCAAGGGAUACUUGGAUGUGAAGGAAGCUGUGCAUCGGACGGGGACGGGUAAACUUAGCGCAGAGAGAAAUGUGUCGGAGGCUAUGACGAGGUUCAGAGGAGAAAGCGCCGGAGGUACCUUUACCGUCAUCACCCCCGACACGGGCUUGGCCGAGCUUGAAGGUGAGCGAUGUGAGAUGAGAUGCAGGGUGCCAUUUGAAGAAGAGCGCAGGUGGAUGAUGAUCAUGGUGCCGUUCCGUCGGACGCAUGUAUGCUCACCCACCUCUUCACUUCUACGCACGCGCGUCCUGCUUUUCAGCUUUCCUCGACUCGAACCCCUUUGCGUUUGUGACAGACGUGGAUCGCCAAUUCGUCAUCGGCAUCGCCACGUCGGAAGAUCUUUCGCGCUACAUUGCUCGCAGAGGCCUGACGCCGGCUCCUUCGCGAGGUGCGGGGGACAAGUCGAAUGCAGAUGCGUCAAUGGACGUUGAUGGGAAUCAGACGCCCACGGGUGAUCAGACGAGUACAAGGGAAGGCGAUACCGUGUCUGUGAAAGGUGCACAGGCCAGCGCAAGUCAAGAACAACCUCUUUCGAGAAGGGCAGAGGAGGAGAGGAGAAAAGAUAGGACUUUGGGAGAGUUCUUGGGUAUGCUCGACGGCUAUGAUCCAUUGGUGAGCGGGACUGGUCAAUCGGUUGAAGGCAUCUCAAGAAGCGCCUAUCUUGACUGAAUUCGCUUGCACCCUAGAUCCCGGACGAGGUCACGGAGCACUACUUGUCUAAAGUAGGCUUCGAAUGCGACGAUCAGCGCCUGUAAGUCGGCCAAGCGCGCUUCCGUGUAGCUAGACAUUGCGCGGGGCUGACCCAUUCUGUGCGCUCGUCCUCUCAGCAAACGCUUGCUGUCCCUAGCAGCCGAGAAGUUUGUUUCAGACAUUGCGACGGAUGCUUUUCAGUACGCUCGAAUUCGCACCAAUGCGGGUCCGGGACGUCAACGAGCUGGCGCGAGCGGCGCAAGGGUGAGCCAAUGCACUUCUCGUCGCGCUGUGCGGGGAUACGUUGGGGCUGAUGUACACUUGCUUCGUUCUGCAAUCGCAUACAAAGGAUCGAGCUCGUACUGUGCUGACCAUGGACGAUCUGAGCGCUGCCCUAGGAGAAUACGGCAUCAAUGCUGGACGCUCCUUCUAUCAUUAG
Messenger RNA from Ceraceosorus bombacis, 1427 nucleotides. The record is from the annotation of a GenBank genome assembly. Lineage: Eukaryota; Fungi; Basidiomycota; Exobasidiomycetes; Ceraceosorales; Ceraceosoraceae.